Molecule: messenger RNA, 1767 nt
Organism: Symbiodinium natans
Lineage: Eukaryota; Dinophyceae; Suessiales; Symbiodiniaceae
Source: the annotation of a GenBank genome assembly
AUGGGCGACUGCUGCGAGGUCCAUCAUGAGGAGCCCAAGCAACGGGCACCAAAGCCGAGGGAGGAAGCGCCGAAACCAAAGGAGCCCAAGAAGGAGAAGAUAGACCAGAGUCGGAUCACAGUGCUCACCAUGCUCGAGUCUGUGGGGGCCGGUGACUGGACCAAGGCGCCUGAGGUGACCCUCAUGUUGGAGCAGCGUUCAGGGGAUCGUGAGGUAUGCCGCUCAGCGGCAAAGGCGGCCGAGCGCAUCGCCUGCCAGGAGAAGGGUUUGGACGUGCUGACGGAGCAGGGUGCUGUGCAGCAGCUACUGCAGGUGUGGCAUUCGCAUCGCAACGACACAUCGCUGGCGGUGCACGUGCACAAUGUUGUGGCCCGAUUCUGGGAGCGUGCCAGCAGUGACAAUCAGUGGAUUUGCCUCCCUGCGCAGCAAGCGGCAGGAAAGGCCCUGAUCACAUCUGGCCAGAACGAAUGGUUGGCCGAGGCGCACAAAGCGGCAGUGAAGCUCCACGAAAAGGGCUACACAACGGCGGCCAUGGAAAUGUACCGACAGUGCAUCGAGCAAUUCAACAAGGAUGUUGGGGCAGAGCACCAAUGCACCUUGCAGGCAAAGAACAACUUUGCAGUGCUCCUGGAGGAGUGUCAGCAAUUCCAGGAAGCAGAGAAGCUGCACACGGAGGUUUGCAAGCAGUUCGAGACGAAGUUCGGCGCGGAGCACGGGGAUGUGACUUCUUCGAAGUUCAACCUCGCAGCACUGCGGGCCAAGAUGGGUAAUCUAGAAGAGAGUGAGGCAAUGUACAAGCAGGUGCUGGAGGUGCGAGAGCGCACCCUGGGGCCCCAACACUCCAACACCUUGCGUGCCAAGGCCAACCUCGCGGAUGUGAUCCGCCGGCAGGGCCGGCUCAUGGACGCCGAGCAGAUGCUCAAGAACUUGGUGGACCAGUGCCACAUCUCUUUUGGCCGAGACGAUGCUCACACCCUGAAGGCCCGCUGUCAGCUGGCGCACAUCUUGGCUCAGGGCGAUGAGACUCGCUUCCGUCAGGCGGAGGCUCACCUCAGGGAAGUGGUCUCACGCCGGGAGCAGAAGCUAGGGCCCAGCCACCCAGACACCCUGACGGCCCUUGGACGCCUGGCGUUUGUCCUGGAGACCAACAACCCCCGUGAGGCAGAGCAGCUGAAUGAACAGAUUUGGCAGCGCUUGGACUCGCUGGCGCCCAUGGACCGGAAGCGCAGCCGCUGCCGCCAAAGCAAGUUCCUCCUGACCUUAUCCGAAGUCGGAGAGCCUGACCGCGAGGAGGCACUGGUGCGGCAAGUGGUAGAGCGCCGAGGAACAACUCUUGGAGCAACCCACCCUGACACACUCGCCGCCCGCUCGGAGCUUGCGGCCAUCCUUGCCCGCAAGGACACCGAGGAUGCCGCUGCGGAGUCCUUGGCCCUGCGUCGCGAGGUCGCGAACCUCAGUGAGACCUGCCUGGGGCCAGACCACGUGGAGACCUUGGCGGCGAAGGCCGCCCUUGCCGGCGCCAUCCUCCGCUCGCUGGGCCCGGAUGCCAAUGAAGCUGACACCCGAGCUGCACGAGAGGAAGCCGAGUCCCUCCACUUGAAGGCCACCUCGCGGUUCAAGACUGCGCAGGCCCCCACGCUGCCCUCCACCUUCAGCAGCCUCGCAUCCCUCUCCUACCCCUCCCUGUCUUCGCUACCACAGCUCCCGGGGUGUAUCUCUUUACCAGCCGAGGGCAGCAGCAAGAUUGCGGUACUUGCUCAAGGAUAA